Messenger RNA from Musa acuminata subsp. malaccensis (wild Malaysian banana), 696 nucleotides. Lineage: Eukaryota; Viridiplantae; Streptophyta; Magnoliopsida; Zingiberales; Musaceae. The record is from RefSeq and is a predicted model, not a curated record.
GUUUUCUUUUGGCUUCCCUCUGCCUAAGCGUUGCGGUCUAAUUUCUUUCGGGUGAUAAAUCGAGGGCGGUCGAUGAACAGUUCAAGCUUGAAAUAUCCUGCGCAGGAAACGGGAAAUGGCAUUGACGGCGGCGGCUUGGGGCCAGGCGAUUCUGCGGCCGCUGCCUCCUCAUCUCCAACCAAGCCCAACCCGACGCCAUCUUCCCUUCUGGAUCUCCGCCAGAACCGCCGCCGCCGACACUACCACCGUUGUCCGCGUCUCUCCACGACCUGGAGGAGGAGGAAGAGGAGGGAAGGAGGAAGAAGAAAAAGAAGGAAGCAUGAGUUCUAUUGAUACGUCGCGACUCUUGUCGGAUGAUUUCUAUUACCUAUGGAAAUUGGCUGCUGGCUCCAUUGGUGGUGCUUCUGCCGUCAAGUAUGGAAGCGUUCUUUUCCCGGAUAUAACACGGCCCAACAUAGUGCAAGCUCUUUUGAUGAUAUCACUGCCUGUUCUUGUUGCUAUUCUGAUUUUAAUCAAGGAAAGCAGCAAGGAUGUCCAAGAUGAAGAGCUACUUUAAAAUACCGAUCCAUUCUCUGCUGGGAUAACAUGACAACAUCUGCUGUGUGCAACAACAGAGAUUGAUGACACCAGUUUCUUGUAACUGAAACAUGACCUGAUUCUCCUUUUUCAUCAUCAUUCAGUUUUUCUUGAAUCUCA